Molecule: messenger RNA, 2259 nt
Organism: Hypoxylon fragiforme
Lineage: Eukaryota; Fungi; Ascomycota; Sordariomycetes; Xylariales; Hypoxylaceae
Exons: 2
Coding region: 306-2159 (617 amino acids)
Source: RefSeq, a predicted model, not a curated record
AUUCUACAUACGUCUGGCUAGCCACAUAGUGUAGCCCGGCGGCUAACUUGAAAUUGAACCAACCAUUCCGCGGCUUGUCGCCUCUUCAAUCGUUUACUCAAUUACUUCAUCUCCUCUAGUAAUCGCUAGGUCUUCAGCAGCUCACUGGUCUUUCUUUUUCUUUCCAAGACCUUCACAAUUUUAAACCAGCGACCCCAUACCCUGUCUGAAAUCUACCUCCGACCAACCAACAGGCAGUCGGUGUUCUUCCCCAGCCCACAAGCCAUGGGCAUCAUCAUCUCGUAAUUGAUUAAUAUCCAAGCAUCAUGGAAUUCAAAAAAAUCACGGCAGCUUCUAGGGAUUCUGCCACCUUUCACAAUGAGGAUACGACCACGAACAAUACAUUCGAGUCUCACUCUCAGAGUCUUCAUCUUCCGAGAGAACCUUACCUACAAAGAGACAUGUCGGCUGACCGAGACGAAGAUGAAGAUGAAGAUGAAGGUACCGCCACCGUCGAACUAGCUGCCAUCAUGACCACCACAUCGACACCCGUCACGCCUGGUCCUGCAAGUCCACCUCUAGAACAGCCCAAGUCUACCGAUUUCGUCCCCCCUACACGCCCCAGCAGUACUCCAUUCCCCAAUGCCCAACAAGGCCAAACCGAUAUUCGUUGUUUGACAUGUCAGCCAGACUGUGUGGGUUCCGAUGAUUGUAUGGUCACAAGUCCCGUUUCUGCGCCGGCAGUUGUCGAGCAGAAUCCAGUUUUGACCUUGGCUCAGUUGCCUGCGGAAAUUCAUGAAUGCAUUCUCGACCACAUAUUUGGGUAUCGAGUCUCAACCACAUCACCAAGCUCCCUCAACAUUCCAAGUGUCAACGCCCGUAGUUGGAGUACCGCACUGCGACAUUCACGAAGAAAGGAACUAUCAAACUUGGCCCUCGUCUGCCCUUUGUGGAGGGAUCUGAUUCAGCAACGACUGUAUCGGCAUAUCAAACUAAAAGCAACUGUAUUUUGCAGCAACGAUGUCAUAGCCUUCUUCGUGCGCCAUCCCCAUCUUCGAACGUAUGUGAAGCAUAUCGAGAUCUGGUUCCCAGUAUUCCAACCCAAGUUUCACCCAACCACCGUCGGGGAUACUUCGCUUGCUCUCCCAACAGUUUCUCCAGAGGGAAUCGCCAGUGCAACCUACGCGCUUCCAACAGACAACUCGACGCUUGAGGAGGUAUUCUAUCUGGUGAGCACGGAAUUUUCCGAGGCACGGGUCAUGACGCUUGAGGGUGGGGAGAGGAAAAAGGCACCACGAGUAAAAUUCAACUUGCCUGGGCCAACGUGGAUUACUCGAGACUUACCCGAGAUCCCCUCCAUUCGAACACUUAUCGUGAAAGGACAGUGGAAUAUUAUUCGGCAGCCGAAGGAUUGGGAAGUCAUAUCACGCGCGUUGCCAAACCUGGAGGAGUGGCAUGGCACUUAUGCUAAGCCGAAAUCUAAAAGCUAUCUUAGUAUGGCGAGCACACUUGAGUGUCUUGACCCAAAGAUCACUAGUCUCAAUCUCUGCCUUGAGUGCGACUAUCGCAGAGAGUCGGCAUGCCCGCCUUACUAUCUUAAGGUCUGUGAGCAGCUUCAUUGGUGCGAGAAAAUGGCCAAGGCUGCAAGUAAUCUAGAGCAUAUCUCGUAUACUGGACGUGUUUGCCAUAGAUUUUUCGAUGUGCUUGCCAAGUAUUCUAAUCCUCGCACUACCCGGCUUAAAACUAUUGAUCUCACCGUCAAGAACUGCUGCCGGCAGAAUGUCCAGUGGAAUGAAUCGGGUUCGGGCAUCACUGAUAUGCACUUCAUUGCGGCUUUUGAGCAACUCGUGCUAGGCGGUAUUCGAGCCUUGGAGCGCUUGAAAUCCGUAGAACUACUACGUAUCCGAUACGUUGAUCUAGACUCACCUGUCCCGCCCCUUAACCCAUACUUCAUGGUUAGAGACGGUUGGUGCUCUGGAGUAUGGAGUGACGAAAUCGUAGCAGAGAUUAAUCGAGUACGGCCUGACAUCUGCUUCGAGAAGAUGGUAGAUAGCUUCGGCGAAGUCGGCUAUAACAAGGAAGGUCGGUUGGUUAUUAACCCUGAUUUUCCGAAAUCACGAGUGCUCUCUCUCAAGCUGGCAAACUAUGCCAUGCUUUCGAGUGGUAUUACUAUCAUGUGAAGCCCGAACGCCAAACACAUACCGCAAACAAUUUAUGCAUGACAAUCAUCAUGAUCGAUCGAUACAAGAAACAGAAAGAAUUUCCUUACCGGCAUGGUCA